GCAAUGAAUUCCUCAUCGGCCAAGGGUUUCCGCAGGACUGUGUCCGAGCUGGACUCCAAACAGGCUGAGGCGGUGACGUCGCCCCAUUUCAUCGGGCGCAGGCAGUCCCUGAUUGAAGAUGCGCGGAAGGAGCGAGAAGCGGCCGCUGCCGCCGCCGCCGCCGAGUCAGCGGAUCCCGGGGAGCAGCUGGUGUUCGAGGAGGAAGGUGGCAGGGCCAUGGUGAACUUAUUCUUCACGGUCCGCGGUACCAAGAGCUCUUCACUCUCCCGGACCCUCAAAGUCUUCGAGACGUUUGAAUCUAAAAUACACCACAUUGAAACAAGGCCAUCCAGGAAACCAAAAGAUAAAGAGAUAUUGGAAUUCUUCAUCCGUUGUGAAACAAACGUCUCAGAUAUCAGCACCUUGGUCAGUUCCCUGAAAAGAGUUGCAGAUGAUGUAAAAACAACAAAAGAAGAAAAAUUUCAUUGGUUUCCAAAAAAACUAUCAGAUUUGGAUAGAUGUCACCAAUUAGUUACAAAAUAUGAGCCGGAACUGGAUCUGGAUCACCCGGGAUAUGCCGAUGCUCAAUACAGGGAACGGCGAAGGCAGAUUGCAGAAAUUGCGAUAAAUUAUAAACAUGGCGAACCAAUUCCCAGAGUGGAAUACACCCCUGAGGAAAUAGCAACAUGGAGAGAAGUGUUUGUGAACCUAAAGACUUUGUAUCCAACACAUGCUUGUGCCGAACACCUGGAGGCCUUCAGACUGCUGGAGAAACAGUGUAAUUACAACAAAGACAACAUCCCUCAACUUGAAGAUGUCUCCUGCUUCUUGAAAGAACACUCAGGAUUUCAGCUGUGGCCUGUUGCUGGGUUACUUUCAGCCCGAGACUUCUUGGCGAGUCUCGCUUUCCGAGUUUUCCAGUGUACACAAUAUGUAAGACAUGCCUCUUCGCCAAUGCACACUCCUGAGCCGGAUUGCUGCCAUGAGCUGCUGGGACAUGUCCCUAUGCUGGCUGACAAGACAUUUGCUCAAUUUUCUCAGAAUAUAGGUCUUGCCUCCCUAGGAGCAACUGAAGAGGAAAUUGAAAAACUUUCGACUCUUUACUGGUUUACUGUGGAAUUUGGACUGUGCAAGCAACAUGGAGAAAUUAAAGCAUUUGGAGCUGGCCUGUUAUCGUCCUAUGGUGAGCUAAUUCACGCCCUGUCUGAUGAACCUGAGUUACGGGAAUUUGACUCCGAGGCUGCUGCUCUGCAGCCCUAUCAGGAUCAAACAUACCAACCAGUGUAUUUUGUAUCAGAAAGUUUCAGUGAUGCUAAAGACAAACUGAGGAAGUAUGCAGCCAACAUCAAGCGGCCGUUUUCAGUGAAAUACAAUCCAUUUUCCAAGACCAUGGAAGUAUUGGACAAUCCUCAGAAAAUCAAGACAUUUUUGGACAAUCUGAAGGAUGACUUGCAGUUGCUGACUGAUGCACUGGAUGUUUUAUCCUAACCUCUGGCUCUGCAUGCAAUCAUAGAAUGCAGAUGUACUUCAACUCUAUUACUGUUGCAUUGCUAGCUUCAUCAUUUGUAAGUCGGAUGUUUUAGCUUUCAUUCUGAUGUAGCAAUGUGUGUGAACAGGCAUGAACAGAAAGUUCUAGAAAAUGGACAGUUUGCUUCACUGCCUCUGCUAGGUGGUUUUCAUUUCUUUUGCCUCCUGACGUGUGGAACGUUAGAGGAGGUGCAGGCAGGUAAAAUUGAUCGUUACUGCUGUAGACAAAGGGCUCAUGGUGAGUGGGCAGCUUGCUUAACAUGAGCAAAGAAAAUGAUAAGCAUUGUUGAGUUGGUUAUUGCAACACACCCAACUUGGAUACAAAUCAUGCAAGUGGAUGUCUGUUUGAAUGAAUGGGGGUCUAACUUUUAUAUUGUGACUGCAAUGUCCUUCCCUGAUUGUGUUCUUAAGUGUUGAAAGGGCCAACCUGCUCUUGCAUCCCCUCUCAAAAUUGCCUCUCUGUAUAUUUUCUGCUAAAGUGAAUAACUUCGUAACUAACACGUUAAAAUUGCAUCUGCAAUGUGCCUGCCUGAUUCUAUCCACAUCCUCCUGAAAUUUACUGCUGUUCUACUCAGUAGUUUCCAAGUUGCCAAGCUUCUAUCAUCCACAAUAUUGAAAAUUGUACUCCCUUUAUUGAAGUUCAUGUCAUUUAUAUAUGUAACAAGAAAAACAGUGGGUCCUAAUUCUCAUCCCUGGGGAGCACCAGUGCACACUUAUCUGCAGUCUGAAAAACAUCCUGCCACCAUUACCCUCUUUGUCUUAUCCCAUAAGUUAUUUUGCACUCAUUGUCUCUGUCCAUUUAGCACCACUAUUUUCUGAAUAAGUCUGUCAUGUGGAAUUCUAAUCCACAACUUUUGUAAGCUCAAAUACACAAGAUCUACUGCAGUACCUUUAUCAACUCUCUGCUCCUUCAUCAAAUAGUCAAUCGAGUUACCUCAACAUGAAUUACCUUAAAUAAAUGUGCGUUGUUUGUCCCUUAUUAAUAUUUAAGACUUAAUCUUGCCCUGUAAAAUAGCUUGGUGCCUUUGUUAAUAAUGUCACAAGGUUCUGCUUUAAAUGCUGUUAGUAUUGAGCUUUGGGAAGUUGACCUGUUUGUACCAGCCCAGGCCAAUGGUCAACCCUCGUUCAGAGUGUGCAUUCUCACUGACAAUCCUGUUGCUGUCAUGUUGACUUAUGCUGUUCUCCUCCAUGUAUUGUGUGGCAGUGGUCAAGUCUAAUGUCUCUCACAGGAAUCUUCAAUAUUUAAGGUAGAAUAUUGGCUCUGCUCUGUCAAUGUAAUAAA
This is a messenger RNA of Rhincodon typus (whale shark), 2788 nucleotides long. It is a transcript of the gene th, whose product is annotated as tyrosine hydroxylase. NCBI's taxonomy places the organism in Eukaryota, Metazoa, Chordata, Chondrichthyes, Orectolobiformes, Rhincodontidae. Bases 4 to 1467 code for a protein of 487 amino acids. Gene Ontology annotation, molecular function: iron ion binding; tyrosine 3-monooxygenase activity. Gene Ontology annotation, cellular component: cytoplasm; axon; perikaryon. The transcript has 13 exons. Gene Ontology annotation, biological process: dopamine biosynthetic process from tyrosine. The record is from RefSeq and is a predicted model, not a curated record.